AUGAGCAUGCGCGACCGUAGCGGACCGUGGACGCUGGCUGGCGUCCUGGCCGCGGGCUUGUUGGCGAUCACUUGGGCGUCGCCGGCGAGCGGCCAGCCUGUCGACGGGACGCUCGCCGACGCCGCGCGACAGGGCGCCGUCGAAACGGUCGCCGACCUCCUGGAGGCGGGCGCCGACGUCGACGCCGCCGGGUCGGACGGCACGACGGCCCUGCACUGGGCGGUGCAGCGGGACGACCGUCCCCUCGCCCGCCGGCUCAUCGCGGCCGGCGCCCGCGUCGAGGCUGCGAACCGCUACGGGGUGACGCCGCUCGCCCUGGCCGCCGCCAACGGCAGCGCACCGCUCGCGGCGGCGCUGCUCGACGCCGGCGCGGACCCCGAAGCCGCGAGCCCCGGCGGCGACACGCCGCUCAUGCUGGCCGCCCGCACAGGUCGGCCGGACGUCCUGCGGCUGCUCCUCGAAGCCGGCGCCGACGUGCAUGCGACCGAGUCGUGGAGCAGGACGCCUGAUGUGGGGCGGCGCCGAGGCCACGCGGACGCCGUCCUCCGCGCUCAUCGCGGCCGGCGGCGGACAUCGAGCCCGGUCGGACGGGCGGCUCACGCCGCUGCUGUUCGCGGUGCGGGGGGGACACAUCGGCGUGGUCGAGGCCCUGCUGGCGGCCGGGCGAACAUCCACGGCGCCGCUCGGGACGGCAGCACGCCGCUGGCUCUCGCCGUCGUCAACGCGCACUACGAGCUGGCGGGGCGGCUGCUCGAGCUCGGCGCGGACCCCAACCUUCCCGACCCCCGCGGCUCGGUGCUUCACGCGCUGGCCUGGAUACGACGCCCGGGGUCGGGACGGCCGCCGCUGCCGACCGGCGCCCUCGACAGCCUCGAUCUGGCCCGCGCCCUCCUCGAGGCGGGAGCCGACCCCGACGUGCACAUCGACUGGCGAGAGAUUCCCUUCGAGGUCGACCUCGGCAUCGUCAGGCCCCCGCCGGGCAUCUCCGUGGGGCGCAACUUCCUGAGCUUCGUGGGCGCGACCCCGUUCUAUCUCGCGGCCAAGCACGCCGACGUCGACCUGAUGCGGCUGCUCGUCCGGCACGGGGCCGACCCGCUGACUCCGACGCACCAGCGCGUCACGCCGCUGAUGGCGGCGGCGGGGGUCGGCUUCUGGGACGGCGAGAGCCCCGGCCCCCUGAACGGAACGCCGGAGCAGAUCCGACUGGAAGCGAUCAAGCUCGCGAUCGAGCUGGGCAACGACCUCCAUGCCGCGACCGACUUCGGGGACACUCCGCUGGCCGGCGAGGGCCGCGCGCUGCUGUUGCGGCAUCCCCUCAAUCUCGCGGAGCUGGACGCGCAACGGGACCGGGGCGACAUGCGCUGGGGCGGCAGCACCGCCCUGCACGGCGCGGCCAUGAUCGGCUCGAACCUGAUCGUGCAGUACCUGCUGGAGCAGGGCGCGGACAUCGACGCGCCGAACACCCUCGGAUGGACCCCCCUGAUGGUCGCCGAGGGCGUCUUCGUCGCCAACACCGAGAAGGCGUGGCCCGACACGGUGACGCUGCUCCGCGAGCUCGGCGCCGGAUCGAACUGA
Geodia barretti is the source of this 1575-nucleotide messenger RNA. The record is from the annotation of a GenBank genome assembly. Lineage: Eukaryota; Metazoa; Porifera; Demospongiae; Tetractinellida; Geodiidae.